AAAUAUUUCCUUGUAUGCCUCUGAUUUGUCGAAAGUUAUCACGUAGGGCGACUUUCCAUAACCGUGUCCUCUAAAAUAGAACAGUUUAAGGCUUUAUAUUAACGAUGAGUGUUAUUUUGGAGUAAAAUAAGCAACCAUAGGAAAGAAAAAUGGCAUCAGAUGCUAGACCAAGCGAAAUUUUUGUACAGAAUACAACUUUACAAGAUCAAAAUGGAGCGUUACAACGUCAGUACGAACGUUUGAACAGACAUCCAUCUAUCUUCCAGAGAAUGUCGAAACAUAAAUGUCCAAACUUUGUUUCAGGAGGGUGUGUUAAGCUUAUGGUCAUCAGCUUACUUAUUGUGACUGCCAUUGUUGUCUACUCUGUUACACAGAUAAAGCAAGACAGCACACUGGAAGCAUUGGUUGCACCAUCAGCUGAACGACAAACUGGUGAUCACAAUUCUGCAUAUGCAAUAGAAAUGCAUUUAGAAAAGCAGCCAAGUUAUCAAGACUGCAAAGGUCCACAGUUGAAACAGUCCUUUCCUGAUUUAGAUUACGCACUUUUGGGCUACAACAUAUUAAAGGGAUUUCCGCUCGCUGUCGGACAUGACCCAGGUUUUACGUAUCCCAUAUUUAAAGCAGAUUAUUCCGCCGGAAAACAAACAGCCGACUGUCGAUACUCGGUUCCAAGAGGACUUGUCGUCAUUCCAGACGUGUCUUGUGUUACGACAUUUUCAUCCACUACCAUACAAACCAAGUACGAAUUUUCCAAUGCAUUAUCAACGUAUGCAAAAUUUAGCGCCAGAUCUUGGGGAUUUAAAUUUUCUGCAAGUUUUGGCUUUAAAAGAUUUUCUUCAAAAAUGUCCUCGGGUAAAUACGUUUACGUUUUGUCCACAGCCAAAUGUAAUUAUUACUUCAGUAAAAUGUUAACUGAAAAUCCCCCACAAUUUGACGAUGUAUUCAUUAAAUGGAUACGUAAGCUGAAUGGAGCUCAGUCGGAUGAAGAGCUAUACUUUAAAUUCUUUCAAACUUAUGGGACACAUUUUGUAACUGAAGUAACGUUUGGAGCGAGAUAUACAAACGAGUUUAAGAUGACAUCAACAUUCUAUGAGAAACAAAUGCGACAAAAAAUUAACGUAGAAACAAGUGCGUCUGCUCUCUUGUAUGGGGUGUACACCAAGGCAAAAUUUAAGCUGUCACACCAUCAGGAACAAGCCAUGUCAGAUUUCCGAGAAAAUGUGGAGACUAAGACAAUGACCGUUGGGGCUCCGCCGCCGGAAGAAGGAGGUGCUAAUGCCUGGGCAUCCGAGGUGAAAGAAAACCCAGUACCGUCUUCAUACCAGCUCUCAUCUAUAGAAAAUCUAUUUACAGCAACAUACAUGAAGUCAUUGGGUGUUGAUUACAAUGGAAUAUUCAAGAAGAUCGUAAGUUACAAGCAAAACUAUUGCUUAUUCCUUCAAAAGAAAGGUGAAAUAGAAUCUUGCGAAGAUCUUGCUGCGGGCAUUGAAUUACGGAAUACAAGAAUUGUUGGAGAUUAUAAAGAGGAGGCGGUGUCGUCUGUGUCAGACUGUAUUGAGAUAUGUCUGGACGACAUCCCUUGUGUAGCAGUUUCGUUUUGUACCACUUGCUCGGCUAAAAACCGUGACUACAAAACGUGUCAUUUAAUCGCAGAAAACAAUACUGACAGUUUGACAAGUAUAAAGACCGAUGAUGAAAACGCUGAGUGGCAAACUAACGUGUUUCCGGGAAAGAUCGAUUUGCAGCUUGUGGUCAACAGUACAGGUAUUAUUGGCGUUCCGCGGGGAUUCGAAAAUGAGGAGGACAAGAAAGCAGACUCGAAGAAAUGUCAACAACUGUGCAUUGAGGACGCUUAUUGUUCCGCAUACUCUUAUACUGAGUCGGCUGAUACAGUGUCAAGAUGCAAAAUGUACGGAAAGGAGCAAAUGAACGGAUUACAGCCGGAAGCAACAGACACGGACACAUUUUUCAUUCCAACUUAA
Molecule: messenger RNA, 1982 nt
Organism: Ruditapes philippinarum (Manila clam)
Lineage: Eukaryota; Metazoa; Mollusca; Bivalvia; Venerida; Veneridae
Exons: 4
Coding region: 150-1982 (610 amino acids)
Source: RefSeq, a predicted model, not a curated record